AGGAUUUCUUCCCCGCAGCACCAGAGGGGGUUACGAUAACACAAAUCAGCUGAGAUGAAACAUCCAGUGUGAUAUGUGGCGGUGACCACCGAUCGAUCUUCCAUUGCAAGGAUAGGCAUCAUACCUUGUACCUUAGCCACAAUGUGUGAAUGAAUAUGUCCCAGGAUCUCACUACAGGAAAUACGAAGCGCACUCAACGGGUUUCUCGGGCUUCAUUGAGAUCAAAAGUGGAAGUGGUUUUUGAGGUCCCCACCAGAAGUAAGCCAGCUCGCCUCCCUUCUUCUUUUCUCCCCUGUAGUUCCGUUAUUGCAAAUUAUCUGACCAAUUGGCCCGCUUGUUUUAUCAUUUGUGGUCCGGUGUUCUUCUGGACCAGUAAUGAUCAGCGAACUCGAUGGUUGUUGCGGAGAAAAGCUCACUAUAAAAUAGUCUUAGAUUCGAAACGGCCCGUGCAAAAGACCCCGGUAUCCACGACCAGCAAUGACAAAUCGGCAAUACUCGCGGGCCUGGGAGAACGGGGGCUGGACACGCCCACCACCAUACUCCAUAUUCGUCCUUGUUUGCUCUCUUAAAGAUGCUCCUGGCUUAGGCAUGCAACAAGCUCAGUAUGCAGGGCCCUGGUUUCAUGCUAAAGACGUGGGCGCAAAAGUAACCUGAACAUUGUCGGAUGGAGUUCGCAGUCCCGACACUAAGCAGCUGAACAGCCGUAUUCGCCUAGCGUACGGAAAGAUCCCCGACGGCCGUGUCCGGCUUUUGCGGUCAAUGGCCCUUGUCCUAAGCUCAAUAAUUGUCCCGGGGGUUCAUGGGCGACAUCUAUCAUCACACCCUUCCAG
Messenger RNA from Aspergillus piperis CBS 112811, 830 nucleotides. RefSeq lists its product as uncharacterized. Lineage: Eukaryota; Fungi; Ascomycota; Eurotiomycetes; Eurotiales; Aspergillaceae. The transcript has a single exon. The coding region runs from base 150 to 569 and encodes 139 amino acids. The record is from RefSeq and is a predicted model, not a curated record.